AAUGCCAGAGUCUAUCGCCGGAUUUCUUACACUUCGCGGUAUUAAAGUCUACAACUCAACUAUCUUUGACUGGGGCGAAUCGGCAGCAAUUACGAAUACGAACCAUCCAGAAAUGGCGUCGCUGUAUGUUAUUCGAACCAACAUGACUAAUGGAUUGUUACCAGCCGGAUUCCAGUCACUAGAUUUCCCUCACAAUAUGCACGAUAUCGAUUUCUGCGUCACGAAUCUCCACACUUUACCUGAUGAUCUGGACUCAAAAUGGCCUCACAAUUCAGUUAUUAUGAUAGAAUUCAGUCAGUUGUUGAUCAUUCCUCCAGUAAUUUUACGGCUCGAGCCGAUCUACCUUUCUGUUUCUGGUAACCCGAUUACAGAAAUUCCGCCAGAGAUAUUUGAGAUUCCAGGCUUGCUCAUUCUUGGAAUUGGAGCGACGAAUAUCAACGAGCUUCCACGGGAUGUGACCCUUCCUUCUUCUACACUAUCCGUUGUACAACUUGGAGAGACCAAUAUUUCAUUUUUCUGGUCGUGGAUGGAUCAACUAAUUGAAGGACCAAUGGGACCAGUUUUGUUAUGGGCUUCAGACUCUCCGUAUUGCACAGACCUCUACAAGAUCCAGAAGGGGACAGCCGACACCUUCAGUGUCCCGAUGUCCCCGGAGUAUUCGUCAUGCUUGAUGAAUUCGUCGGAGACAAAUAUGGAAGUGAUCACGAAUACUGUUAUCUGUAUUAAGUCCGACCCCCACUUGUACUUUCUCACUAUAGACGACUUCAAUUUGGCAAUCAGCACCCCACAAGCAUUAGUUAGACCCUAA
Messenger RNA from Phytophthora nicotianae INRA-310, 808 nucleotides. RefSeq lists its product as hypothetical. The annotation marks the transcript as partial. The record is from RefSeq and is a predicted model, not a curated record. NCBI's taxonomy places the organism in Eukaryota, Oomycota, Peronosporomycetes, Peronosporales, Peronosporaceae. The transcript has a single exon.